This is a messenger RNA of Lontra canadensis (Northern American river otter), 1564 nucleotides long. RefSeq names its product forkhead box I3 (gene FOXI3). The record is from RefSeq and is a predicted model, not a curated record. Gene Ontology annotation, molecular function: DNA-binding transcription factor activity, RNA polymerase II-specific; RNA polymerase II cis-regulatory region sequence-specific DNA binding. Bases 24 to 1379 code for a protein of 451 amino acids. Lineage: Eukaryota; Metazoa; Chordata; Mammalia; Carnivora; Mustelidae. Gene Ontology annotation, biological process: cell differentiation; regulation of transcription by RNA polymerase II; anatomical structure morphogenesis. The transcript is spliced from 2 exons.
CCUUGGGGUGGGCCCCCAAAGGGAUGCUCUCGCCCGAGCGGCGAGACCUGCCCCGCUCGCCUCUCGCCGCCGCCGCCGCGCCGCACCCGCCAACGGCCACCGACAUGGCUCUCUACUGCGGCGACAACUUCGGCGUCUACUCGCAGCCCGGCCUGCCCCCGCCUGCCGCCGCCGCCGCCGCCGCCCAGGGCGCCCCUCCGGCCGCCAGGGCGCCCUACGGGCUGGCAGACUACGCCGCGCCGCCCGCCGCCGCCGCCAACCCCUACCUGUGGCUCAACGGGCCGGGCGUGGGCGGCCCGCCCGCCGCCGCCGCUGCCGCCGCCGCCGCGGCGUACCUGGGCGCCCCGCCGCCGCCUCCCCCGCCCCCCGGGGGCGCCGCCGGGCCCUUCCUGCAGCCGCCUCCCGCCGCCGGCACCUUCGGCUGCGCGCAGCGGGCCUUCGCUCAACCCGCGCCCGCCGCGCCCGCCUCUCCCGCGGGGCCCGCCGCGCCCGGGGAGCUGGGCUGGCUGUCCAUGGCCAGCCGCGAGGACCUGAUGAAGAUGGUGCGGCCGCCCUACUCGUACUCGGCGCUCAUCGCCAUGGCCAUUCAGAGCGCGCCCGAGCGCAAACUCACGCUCAGCCACAUCUACCAGUUCGUGGCCGACAGCUUCCCCUUCUACCAGCGCAGCAAGGCCGGCUGGCAGAACUCCAUCCGCCACAACCUGUCGCUCAACGACUGCUUCAAGAAGGUGCCCCGCGACGAGGACGACCCAGGGAAAGGGAAUUACUGGACCCUGGAUCCGAACUGUGAGAAAAUGUUUGACAAUGGGAACUUCCGUCGGAAGCGCAAGCGCCGCUCCGAAGCCAGCAGCACCUCCACGGUGGCCGCAGGGACCGCAAAAUCGGAAGAAGGGCUCUCCUCGGGACUAGGGUCCAGCGUGGGUGGGAAGCCCGAAGGAGACAGCCCCCCUGCAUUGCUAAGGCCGCCCCAGUCCCCAGAGUCCCCCGAGGGCGCCAAGAGUACUGCCUCCUCCCCUGGAGGGUCCCUGCUCUCCUCCGCCCCUUGCCUCAACACCUUCUUCAGCAGCCUGAGCACCCUGAGCGUCAGCAGCAGCGGGAGCACCCCGCGGGCAGUCCCCACCGGCCGCCACCUAGGGAUCCAGGGGGGCCCCUUGGCCUCCAGCAGCACGUUCCCCGCCAGCUCCGUCCCGGAAGCCCCACCAGACAGCUUGCCGCUGAGCAACGGUGCCAGCAACGGCAGCAGCAGCCAGAGGUCCUCCUACUACAGCCCCUUCCCCGCCAGCAGCGGCGGGGGUCAGAGCAGCCCGUUCAGCAGCUCCUUCUACAACUUUAGCAUGGUCAACAGCCUCAUCUACCCCCGCGAGGGCUCCGAGGUCUAGGACAGCCUGGGACAGCCGCCCUCCAGACUUGAAUAUGCACACCCGAGGUCUCGUGACAUGCAGAUUUCAUGGGACAGGAAGUGGGCUUCUGCAUUCCUCUGGAGGCCCAGGUGCUCCUGUGGCCCGAUGGGAGCAGUAGAUAACUCUUCCUGCAGCCCCGUGCGCUUUUACAGGUUUCUCUGGAG